Messenger RNA from Hydractinia symbiolongicarpus, 2649 nucleotides. Its product is annotated as afadin- and alpha-actinin-binding protein A-like. The transcript is spliced from 16 exons. Lineage: Eukaryota; Metazoa; Cnidaria; Hydrozoa; Anthoathecata; Hydractiniidae. Bases 164 to 1942 code for a protein of 592 amino acids. The record is from RefSeq and is a predicted model, not a curated record.
UUAUUUUCUUGUUUGGUAGAAAGUCCUUCGCAUGCUUAAUGACUUAUCAAGGCAUUCCAAAAAUAUGGCGGCACACUGUGCUUGACACAAACAUUUCUUUUGAACAAAAUCCUGCUGACAUCCUGGACAUGUAAACUUUGCCUGUUCGAGGGCAAAGUGGAGAAUGAUGGCAGAAAAUGGUUGGGACAUGUCAGAUUUUCUUGAACGCUACACAACUAAAUCUUCCAGUCAAUACAUUAGUCCAAUAAGACAUCAUGACGACUUACUAAAUGGUUCGUUGGAAAAAUCACCUGCACAAAUUGAUCAUCUACAGCAAGACGUUUUUUGUUCACCUGAAAAUCUGCAAGACCGACUGCAUUUCUUAAAUCAGGAACUGUGUGUUCUGGGCUUCACGCCAUUAUUUACAAAGACUCAUACAUCCAAAUUUCACAAAGAUAAAAAUGAAAACUUUGACAUUACAAGACUAGUGAACUGUACAUAUGAACUAUUAAAGCGACAACAUCAUCAAGCAAAAGCAAAAGAUGACCUAGAAGAAAGACAAAUAAGGUCUGAAAAUGAUAAUGAGUAUUUGGUGCAAAAUCAAGUGAGACUAAAGCAAGACUUAGAAAAUCUUAAAAGGGAAGCAGCUUUAUUGUUAUGUCGCGAGAAAGAUCAAAUUGAAAAAUGUCGAAUACUGCAACAGGAAUUAAAAAGUGAACGUGAAGAGAAACGCAAAAUGAAAAGUGAUGUUGACCAUCUGAAAAAACAAUUUUAUCACGAAUCAAAGCGAACUGAAAAAGAAAUGACACGUCUGAAAGAAAAAGUUCAUCAAGCACUCAACGAUAAAAGUCAAGACAGAAAAAUUGGAAUAGAUAUUUUAAAUUCAUUGCAACGAGUAGAUGGUAAAAGAAGCACUUGGAAAACUGCUGGUAAAAAAAAUGAAGAAGAAAUGUACAAACUGUUAAUAUCAAAUUAUGAAGAAAAAGAAAAGGGACUUUUAACAGAAAAUCUUUCUAUGAGAGAAAUGUUAGUUGAACUGCAAAAUAUGCUGAUGUCAGUUGAUUCGUCCAUUACAUCGGAGAUAGUGGAUGAAGAUACAAGACAAUAUCAAAUGCCAUUUCACAUUGUGAAAGAUGAUGUUGAAACAAAAUUGAAAUCAUUGGUAAUGACUUUAAAAGAGAAAAUUGAUUCCAAGCAGUUUACAAAAUCAGGUUCGAUGUCCACACCGAUUAAAGCUUCAGAUGAGGAUUCCUUCACAUUGAAACAAAACAAUGAAGAACUGGUCACUAAACUCAACCAGUGUAAAACUGUUAUAAAAGGUCAAGAAAAAAUUAUACAGAGUAUGAAAGAUGGUUAUUCUAUUGAAGCUUUUGAGAAAUUGUUAACGACGUUCGGAGAUGAAGAAGAACACAGAUCACAAGAACAGCGCGAAAAACUUUUUAGAGAAGAACAAAAAAAAUUCAACGAAGAAAGAAAACAGUUCACUGAAUUUGUUCUAAAAAUGUCAAAAGAGAAAGAAGAAUUCGAAAAAGAACGAGUGGAAUUUUUCAUGCACUGUUUAUCAACACCUGUCUUGAAGAAAGAUAAGAGAUUGCAUAGCAGAUCUUCUCAUCAUCACCAUCCCCGUGACUCCAGUGGUGGACAUCAAUCCAGUAACUUCCAUACGGUCACUCCGACUUUUAGUCCGGCACCUCGCUCAAGUACUAGUAAAAUGAAAACACCGUCGACAGCCGAUUUAUACAAAGUUAUGUCGCUAACAUAUGAUAGUGGUAUAGCAAGAACGACGAACAGGUCAUCGUCAUUCGAUGGUUCUUUCGUCCAAUCAGAUAAAGUAGAUGAAAAAAAUUCUCCUUCAUCGCGUAAAUUACAGGAACAUGCAGAUAAUAUACGUAAAGCUGUAGAAGAGAGACACAACAAAAGCGUUGAGGAGGAGCGAAGGAGAAGUCUCGAUUCUUCCAUUUAAGAAUUGGACAUUCAUUCAUUUUCAUCUGGGAGAUGGUGACUUCACACUCCAUCCUAGAAGUGAAUAUAAGAAUGGAAUGGAAUAUAUAUAACAAUACAAAGUAAAUUAAGAAAUAGCAAUAUGAAGAAGUGCACAAAAAUAUUACUCCUUUUUUUAUUGCUGCUCGAUCCCAGAAAUUCCACUUAUUGUGACGACAACAUUUUACUGUCUGGACCGCAGACAAUUUUCGCAGGAUUUGGUGUUAGCAAUAACGUAUUAUAAAAUCUGUAAUUUAUAAACACCGUAAUUUUUAGUUUAGUUAAAUAGUUAACUUAUGCUGUAAAAAAAUAUUUAGUAAGUGUGGCCAUGUUUUCUUUAAGAAACAUGUCUCCGCACAAGAGGGAAUUUAUAUAAUCAGUUUUGUAAGGAUGUCUUUAUACAAUGAUAUUACCUGAGCAAUUGGAGGCUUUCAGCAUCGUCAUACUUUUUCUUAUUUAACUGUAUCUGCUUAAGAUUUGUUGUGUUUUCCGUACCAUCACAAUAAUAUCUUUUUCAGAAAUGAGAACUGACUGAUUUCUUUGAUUUAAGAAGCAUUGGUAUAGAAAUAUUUUUAGCACAACUUAGUACAACUUCACAACUUAGUACUACUUAGCGGAAGGGCUGACUUAGUAUAUAUGUUUUAAGUUUCGUUUGUAGAUGUUGAAGAAAUGUAAAUAUAAAAUCGUAAA